This is a messenger RNA of Recurvomyces mirabilis, 1194 nucleotides long. RefSeq lists its product as uncharacterized. The coding region runs from base 1 to 1194 and encodes 397 amino acids. The record is from RefSeq and is a predicted model, not a curated record. NCBI's taxonomy places the organism in Eukaryota, Fungi, Ascomycota, Dothideomycetes, Mycosphaerellales, Teratosphaeriaceae. The transcript is spliced from 3 exons.
AUGCUGUUAGCCAAUACUGUUCUCCUCUCCGGAUUGCUAGUGGCCGUAGCCUCUGCGCCAGUAGGACUAUCACCAUGGGAGAACGGGACAUAUGUGCUCUCUUCCUCUAGCAACACCCUCAGCCUUACCAUCUCACCUAAGCGGUCCGACUACGUUCCUCCAGAAGAAAGCAGCGAUGAUAGCAUGCUCGAUGUAGAAAGUAGUGAGGAUGAGGUGGAAAAGGACAUGGUGAUCACUGAAGCCAUCGAGCAGGAUCUAGUCAGGAAGGGUACCAAUCUCCUGCGAUGGAUCUCACAGUCUGCCACACAGGCGACGCAGGACAUGCAACAACAGAACAACCAGGUGACCUCUUCUCAGAGCCAGUUCUCACACUACGCAGACCUUCGUGCCAAUGGCUGGGUCGUCGUCGACAUUUCGAAUAAUGACCGCUUCAACUGGGCGCAAGAUCUCUCCAUUGAGCAAGAGGUCGCCUCCUUGGGUUUCGACACGACAUACGAGGUUCUAUUGUCAACGAACAAGGAGAUCCGUAAUGGCCCUGGCAAAGGGUUUUAUGGCCUCGAACGAGCAGCUCCAGGUCCUGCGGCAAAUUUGGUGGUUCAACGGGAGAAUUAUCUCGGGUCUGGCCCAGCCGAUGAUCGACAUGAGGUGUACAGCCCCAGAAACGGCGCGAUCCUCGGCGUCAGCAACGACUCCCCUCAAGCUUUAAUCAAGCAGAACAAAGCUCAAGGCGCCGCUAGACCUCCAGCCCUGAAUCACUGGUCUGAUGUGGCUUUCCUAGAGUACUCACAUCUCUGCGAGCAGCAAGGCCAUCCGGUCCAGAACCUCCGCUACAUGUUCCGGUUCAGGAUCACAAAUAUCUACACCAGACCCCUAAUCUUCAAGAUCCUGGACAGUCAGACUCCACGCCGCAAGGCGAAAGAUCUUACCUGGCAGCAUCGACUCGUCUUCGAUAUGACGAGGGUCCGGAGUGUAACGGUGUUCUUUGAUCGGGAGACUUUGAAGGAAGAGGAUUCGGCGUACCAGCAUCCCACUCUGCCUUUCGAGUUCGAGGAUGUGGUGAGGAGCGAUAGGCAGGUUUCAAAGUGGUAUGUUGAUGCGAAAGGGAAGGUGCAGAAGCCGCCAAAGAAGGAUCCGGGUGGUGCGGGUGGCUCGAGGCAAAGUGCUAGGCUGAAGGGGCAGCAAGCUGGUCAGUGA